GCUCCGAACGUGCAAGACAUGCUGAUUAUGUGUUUCGAUAUUCGUUUUUAUUAGUCUUAUUUACUUGCUUACACUCAGCUAUUAUAGUAUUGCAGAGUAUCUAAAAUGUCUCAACAAGCAGCUUUGCUGUCUGAGACUAAGAAGGAUGUCCGAGCAUUCCUUAUAUCUGACCCAAAAGGAAGGUCUAUUGAUGAAAUCAAAAGAGACUUCAGAGACAUCCUCGGAAAGCCACUUCCAUACAGAAAAUUAGGUUACGUCAAUGAAGAGGAAAUGUUUAGGGAUAUGCCUGAUGUUUGCAGUCUAAUGUGGGAAAGAGGGAUCCUCAUUCUGAAAGGAAUUGCUGAUGAAACUACUCGCCAUAUCCAAAAGCUUGUGCUAAACCAAAAAAGAAAACCACGUUCACGUCGCCCAUUUAGAGCCCAUUUUAGACCUCCUCCCCCUAAGCCUAUGGUUAGUUAUCAGAUGCAACAGAACAUUCGUGAAUUAUUGAUGUCAUACCCGAAUGGUCUACAGCUGUCAUCAUUUGGUGUUGCGUUUCAGAGGAGAUUUAGUAGCAUGCUGGAUUAUUCCAUCUAUGGGUUUAGAUCAGUUUCAGAUUUGUUACACUCUAUUCCUGACAUCAGUUUUGAAGAAAAUACAGGAGGUGCACGAUUAUAUCUUCGACAAAUGCAAACAACAAGAAAUAAAAUCAAUCCAUUGAUGGAUCAAGAAUGGAAUUAUGGGUCAGGUAACAAACAAGAACAGCAACAGCAGUACACGCAAUUCAUCCCACCACGUCUACAAAGACAGAAUGCACAUACAACUGAGAAUAAACAGCCACUUUCGCAGUCUUCCACUAGUCAAAGUAGAAAGAGUCCAAGAUCGUCAGGUCAAGUCAGCUUAGAUUUACAAGAAACAAGUGGCAUAAAUCCUUCUAUUAAACUGAAAAUUUUAAAGGUACUUGAUGGUAAAGAGAAAGGCAUAUGGGCGGCUAGGUUUCCUUUUGAAUACAAGAAACUCUACAAGACUGACCUGCCAUUUAGAGAAUUAGGUUUUCUGAGUGUCAUUGACUUCAUGGGUGCGUUAAGUGACAUUGUUACCAUAGAGAGGCCUGGGCAGGCAGGUGAUUGGAUGAUCUAUGAUAAGCAGGUUUAUAAGGAAGUGACUGCCAACAAAAUGGAAGAAGUCCAAGCCGUGAGACCUUCUCGACCACCCAGUCCUGGUAUAAGUGUCAGGUUAAAAGAGAUGGUGCGACAAGUUUUACAACAAAGACCUCACACUGUAAUCGCAGACUUUCCUGAUGUUUUCAAGGUGUUGACAGGCCAGAACUUGCCAAUGGAAGACCUUGGGUACAGAACACUAGAGAGCAUGUUGUUAGACCUACUGGAUGUGAUUAAGAUGAACUAUACAGAGGGGUCUGGUAGUGUUACACUGACUGCCCUACCAAUAGAAGGUGACCCAAGGAGUGAUCUACUCAAAUUGCCAUCUAAUGGAGCCUUACAAGCUGAAGCAUCACAGGCUGAUAUACCCAAGAGACAUCUUCCUGCUGAUGCUGUAGGUCCCAAUGUUCACUACUCACCCCUACCUCUCCCUAAAGCAAGUGCCGAUAGAUACAUAGAGGUCUUAGUCUCCAACAUUUCCAGCCCUGGGCAUUUCUGGUUCCAGCUGAAGGGAAAGAACACCACUGAGGCCCUUGAGACUGUCAUGGACAAACUUGAAGAUUUCUAUUACUCUCUUAACUCUGAGGGUUAUGAACUGCCCGAGUCCAUGAUAACUGUGGGUCAGGUGUGUGCUACAGUUUUUCCUGAAGAUGAUAAUUGGCAUAGGGUACAAAUAACUGGAAAAGGAGGCUUAGAUUUUGUUGAGGUGUAUUUUGUGGACUAUGGAAAUACAUGUAGUGUGCACAAAUCCAAUCUAAGAUUGCUUAGACGAAGUCUGCUCCAAUUACCUGCUCAAGCUGUACUUGCAAGACUAUCCAAUAUACAGCCUAUUAAAGGGACAUUGUGGGAGGUAACAGCUCGGAACAGGAUGCUCUCAAUGGUUGCAAACAAACCUCUUGUCGCCCUGGCAACUGGGAUAAAGAAUAAUGUUGUCUCACUGUGCUUAGUGGACACAUCAACAAAUGAUGACAUCCACAUCAAUGAUGUCCUGGUUCAAGAGGGUCAUGCUCGAUUUGUGCCUGAUGACAUUCCACCUGAUCAGUUGGAGCAUAUGAUGCAACCAAGACUGAAUGAAGACCUUGAUCUACCUUUGGGUGCUGAGGCAUCUUCACAAAGCGCAACACUGGAAGCUCAUAGCAUGACUGAAGACAACCUUGAAGCACACAACAGAUCAACUGAGGAGGCAACCAUGGGACAGGCCCAAUCAACAGGCAGUCUUGUCCCGAGAUAUGUUAAAGAGGUGCAACUGACAGAGGAAGAUGAUAUUGCUCAUAUUGUCAAUUAUGGAGGCAAACCAUACCUGCUUGAAGGGGAGAUUACAGCCUAUUUGUGGGAGUCAGACUCUCUUAGAUCUCUGCUGAGGAAAAAGAAACUUGAGGUUCCCAAUACUGUCGUGUUUAGAAACAGCAAUCCAGAACUGUUCCAAGAACUAAUGCAUUAUGAGGUUCCAGGUCUGGUUGAAGGAGAUAGUGUCAGGUCACAUGUCACUCUCUACCCGAUGGAAGUUAUUCCUACAAUCCUAGAAGCAUUUAAUCACCCUUCAAUGACUCUGAGGCAAGCUAUAUUGCAGAAUGUCAAUGAUUUUGACCCAGAAGAGCCUUACUGGAAGGGUGAGGAGGUCUUUGACACCACAAGUGAGGAGGCAGACUUUGAACUGGACCUUGAGGGCCUACAUCUUACACUCAGAUCCCUACAGUUCAAACGGGAGCGUAUCAUCCGUGAGAUGAUGAGUGGUAAUUCUAAGACAGACGUGAAUGAACUGAAUCAUGUAGAGCAUGAAAUGACAAGCAUCAGGAAGAGAAUCAAAGCACAUGAAGAAAAUGAUCACCCAAAUAACCAGAAGCACAAACCCACUGAGCAGGAAGAACUGAUCCAGCGUGUCAUGGAGACACAAAUUUCUAGUCCACCACGUCCUACUAAGACAGCUGCAGUGACCCCUAGUGUUCAAUACUCAGAUGAGGCCGACUCUAUCCCUGCAUCUCCUCAUAGCUCAAUUAAGACCAAUAUAGUAGCCCCAAUGCAAGCCUCCACUGUUCAGGAUACCAAAGAAGCUCAAGAUCCUGUGGGUCAGGAUUCUGGCCUUGGGGCUCAGGCUAGUACAGGGGGACUCCCAGGGUUGAAUCUCCUUACUGGAGGUGUAGCAUCAAAUGCUGCACAACAGCAACUAUUGUUACAACAAAUGCUUUUAAAUCAACAACUGCUGAAUCAACAGAACCAAACAUUGCUACAGGGUAGCACAGCGGCAGGACUAACUGGUCAACUGACACCAUCAGUGAUCCAAGCUGCUACUAACCCUGGACUCCUGAAUGCCCAACUGCUACAGAACCAACAGUUAUUGGGCCAGGCAGCUGGUCAGCAACCACUGCUGUCAGCCCAAGCACUGGUUCCCACCAUGACUCAGGAUCAAAUGAUUAAGCAAAAUCAGAUGCUACUGAACUGUCUUCUAACUCAGAAUAUGGGUGGGAUUGGUCUUGGACGUGGUCAGCCAUUGGGUGGGGCUGGAGUUCUCCCUGGGGUGGGAAACAGACCCCCAGGACUUCCUAGACCACAACUAGUUGGCCAGGGCAGAGGAGUUGCUACUAUACCCAGAUUGAACAAACCUAGUGAUCCUAGAUAACAUACUGAGAAAACACCUAUUGCUUAUAACUUAACUAUUGGUAUACAUUUACUGUGAAUGCACAAUGUUUCAAGUAGUCCACAAUGAAGGGUAAAGUUGUAAUAGAGAGUUUUUCAUAAGGAAACUCUUAACUUACAUCAUAGAACUUGUUUCUUUGCUCAGAUUGUUGUAACAAGUUGCUAUCUGUAGACCAAUCAGACAUCUAGAAAACAGUCAGGUUACAUUAUGUAAAAGAGGCAUUACACGUGGCUUUAGCCUGUUGGGGCUCAUGCAAGCUCCAUUGAUUUUAACCUACCUUUUAUGGCAUGAUCUUGGUCAAAAUGGGCAUUUUUGGGUAAAAUAAGCAAAAUUUUGAUCCAUUUCAAACUCACCUGUAAAAUUAAUAAAGUCCCCCUUAAAUUAGAGCUCCUCUAACAAGAGCCCUUCCUGGUGAAAGUUAAAUAUGAUCUGUUACACAAUCAUACAAGCAAUCAUUUCAAAUUCUCACUACUGUGUAAAAUUGCCAAAUAAAUAAUGGAAAUAAUGCCAAUGAAGGUGCUAUCUUAAAUUGCAGUAUAUUGACAUUGCUUGAGUUAAGACAGUGUAUUUGACGGGCUAUUUGACAACUUUCUAUUAUUACUAGAUACAUACAGGACUUUUAUGAAAAAAUGUUUUUAUGUCCUAAUAAUCUUCUGUCAAAAAUUUUGUUAGAAAGUUAAUUUAGUUAGAUUUUAGUAUUAAAGUGAAUAGUGUAGACUAUAAAAUAAUCUAGUCAAAUAUAUAAUUAUUUUAAGACUAGUAUUAAACAGACAUUUAGUUCUCACAUUUUUAGGCUCAGGUAAAUAAAUCAUCAGCAUUAUCAUCUCGAACACCCACUUUACAUAACAUAAAAUACAUAGUACUUAUAAUACAUACUAUCAUAUCAUAUUCAUGGACGUCAUUAUGUGAUUCAAAAAUAGAAUUUGUAGUCUUGCUUCGAGUCUCUUCUCCUCUCCCUCAUCUACUUCACCAAUCGUUGAGAGUUGUGUAGUGGUGGGAGGUGACAGGGGCUUGUAGCUAGACUAAUCUAAUAGAACAAAAAUAUGGGAUAUUGCUAUACAUGAUAUUACCCUAGCCUGAGCCCGAGUGGCUUUUUGUAAAUUAUAGUAUAGUUAGUUUAGUUAAAUGUCUCUAGACAUUUCUUAUUAGUAUUAGAAUCAGUUCUCUGUAGAAGUUCAUAAUGUAGA
Molecule: messenger RNA, 4961 nt
Organism: Owenia fusiformis
Lineage: Eukaryota; Metazoa; Annelida; Polychaeta; Sabellida; Oweniidae
Source: the annotation of a GenBank genome assembly